Trypanosoma grayi is the source of this 2190-nucleotide messenger RNA. RefSeq lists its product as hypothetical. Bases 1 to 2190 code for a protein of 729 amino acids. Lineage: Eukaryota; Euglenozoa; Kinetoplastea; Trypanosomatida; Trypanosomatidae. The transcript has a single exon. The record is from RefSeq and is a predicted model, not a curated record.
AUGCUGUGCCACGGAUCGCACCCAGAGCAUCCCAUGCGGGUGUUCAAGCACCCAAAGGCUGGCCUGUUGUGUUCCAUCUGCAAGGCGUGCGCCCACCCAUCCAUGGCGGAGUGGUGCGGCUGCACGCAGGAAGGGUGCAACUACACGCUCUGCUGGAAGUGCUUGGAAAUCGACGAGCAGUUGUUUGAGACCCCACAGGUCAUCAUUCGCAACCCCCUCCUGUCGCACGAGGACAUGGGCGUAUGCCUGCGCACGCGCCCGCGCAACAAUGCGCAUGUGCUGUGCCCGCUCUACCCCGGUCGCCUUAUGGUCGCUGUCUCCAGCGCCAAGGGAACCCUCGACCCGAAUGAAACUUAUUACCGGUUGAAAAAUGGUGGAUGGCUGAACGCUGGGCAUGUUGUUCGUGUGCUUCCGUCACAGCAACUUAUAGAAGAGCUCGCCAAGUCCCAUUUACGGGCUGAGGAUGAGCGUCCCAAUAACUUGAUGCCAUUCAAGGAUCUUCUUGUCUGCAUCGACGAGAGCUUUCGGUUGAUGGAUGAGCGGUCCCCGUACGGUCCAGUUAUGGCCUUGCUUGCCUUUUUCCCGAUGAUUCAGUAUUCCUCCAACCUGCACUUCAUCUCACCAGAGGAACGCGUCGCUUUUGUUCGAGCGUCGCUGGGGUUUAUUCACUACGUGUUCCACUACGUUCUGGAUGAAGUGGAACACUGGAUACGAAGCAUGGAUCAUAGAGUAAAGAGUACGGUGCUGACUCUUUAUGUGGAAUUGCUUGGGAAAUCACUCAUCGUGGCGCGUGAUGUGGCCGCAUCUCAAAUUGUUGCGCUCCCGAGUGAGCUCGGCCCACUCGUGACGAAGACGGCUAAAGUUACCGUGGCCCUCAUGCCAAUCGUGGAGUGGGGAACAGUACCGCAGGGGGGGGCUUCAAAUGUCACGUUGCGAGUGCCGUCUGUUGCGAGCCGUCAGGUGGAGUACGAAGAAGAACAGGCACGGCUAUUUAUUUGCUGCUACAACAUGGUAGAAACGGCAGGAUGGCUCCUGUUACACACACCUUCUUUUACGUACGACCUCAGCGACAUUCGUCCCCUCCGUGUAGCCGUCUCCAUUGUACCCAAUUCGGAGAGCCUAGAGCGCAUGCUGUGUCAAGUUGCAACAAAUGCACUUGACAGGAUGCCUUCGUUACGAAACCGAAUUCAUGACCUGGAUGUGUUGGAAGUAGCAAUUUUGCUUGCUGGAAAAGCAACUUGCGCUGAGAGCCAGAUGGCAGUCUUUAAGCUCAUUUCUGCCAUUGCUCACAAGUCUCCGCGGAACAUAUCGCAAAUUGCUUCUCUGGUGAUAGCGCCGCUGGUUCAACUAGCCAUGAGGGCGUGGAAUACUGUAGUGGCCAACGCUGCUUUUGACUGUUUUGUUGAAUUGGCGUACAAUGACCCGCGUGUUGAUAGUUCCCGACUUGGCUCGCAGGGGGAGGCGUUGGCGCUUCCGGUGUGCUCCGCCGUGCUGUACCCGCAAGGGGUGCCAUACCAGAUGAUGAGUCUCUACGAAGUGGAGGAACGUCGAAUGGCCCUUUGCGAGCACUGCAGGAGUAUGCAUCCCCCAGAGGGUGGCGUGCUUGUGAGUGAGCCACAAUUCGCUUACUUCCACUGCCAGUGUUCCUGUUGCCUGCAUGAGAGGGUGGCGCACCCGCUCCCACCUCCGAAUGUUCCGCCAACUUUGGCUAUUCAGGAGAUGGUGAAGGGAGGCAUCUCACGUCUAAUGCUCUUCUGGCUCAAAUGCAGCGAAGCGGCUGUAGCCAACACUGUGGGACGGCUUUCUCUCAAGAUUGAAGUCCCAAAGGAGGUGACGAUUGCGCUUUAUCGCUCGCUGCUUCGGCAAGACCUCGUCGGUUAUGCCGACGCGGCCCUCGCUGUGGCGGCGCAGUCGCACCUUCCGGUUGUGCGGGAGAUGCAGCGGGAGCACCCGUGCGCCCCGAUAUCGCAGUACCUGUCAUGUCAGCCAGGAUUCCUGACGACAGCUUCGGUGAAUGAGCAAACGCCAGGUAAAGCGUCGUACUGCGAGGAGACUGACGGGUUGUCGCCCUCGCCCAAUGUUGCAGUGAAGGGCGGUGGGGCGUACGCGUCGCUGCCGGGCGGCGUUUCGCCGCCGCUCGUUGACUUCUUCACAGGACCGCAGAAGAUAUACCUGGACGAUGUCCUAUAG